Molecule: messenger RNA, 1104 nt
Organism: Nestor notabilis (Kea)
Lineage: Eukaryota; Metazoa; Chordata; Aves; Psittaciformes; Psittacidae
Gene: DMBX1
Product: diencephalon/mesencephalon homeobox 1
Exons: 4
Coding region: 1-1104 (367 amino acids)
Biological process (GO): regulation of transcription by RNA polymerase II
Molecular function (GO): DNA-binding transcription factor activity, RNA polymerase II-specific; RNA polymerase II transcription regulatory region sequence-specific DNA binding
Source: RefSeq, a predicted model, not a curated record
AUGCAGCACUAUGGAGUGAACGGUUACUCCCUCCACGCCAUGAACUCGCUGAGCGCCAUGUACAACCUCCACCAGCAGGCAGCUCAGCAAGCCCAGCACGCCCCUGACUACAGGCCCUCGGUGCAUGCCCUCACCCUGGCAGAGAGACUGGCCGGCUGUACAUUUCAAGACAUCAUUUUGGAGGCACGUUAUGGAUCCCAGCACCGCAAACAAAGGCGAAGCCGCACGGCCUUCACUGCCCAACAGCUGGAGGCGCUGGAGAAGACCUUCCAGAAGACUCAUUACCCAGAUGUGGUGAUGAGAGAGCGGCUGGCCAUGUGCACAAACCUCCCUGAGGCCAGAGUCCAGGUUUGGUUCAAGAACCGGAGAGCCAAAUUCCGGAAGAAGCAGCGUAGCCUGCAGAAGGAGCAGCUGCAGAAGCAGAAGGACUGUGAAGGGAGCCACAGUGAGGGAAAGAUGGAGCUGCCCAUGCUGGAGACCCAGGCUACCCCCCCGGACACUGAGAAAGUCCAGAGCCUCCAGAGCGAGGUAGGCACGGACCUCAACCUAACCCUAUCGGAGCAGUCAGCAAGUGAGUCAGCACCUGAGGACCAGACCGACAGAGAAGAGGAGUUUAAGAGCACCUUGGAUGAGGUUAAAGUGGACAAGAGCCCUGGUGUGGACAGCAAGACUUUGAACUGCAAGAGAGCAAGCCCAAAAGCAGAGUCCCCUAUCAGCGUGACUGUGACGCCUUCAUCCAGCAGUGGCUUGGCUCAGACUCACUCCUACUCAUCCUCACCCCUGAGCCUCUUCCGCCUGCAGGAGCAAUUCCGCCAGCACAUGGCAGCCACCAACAACUUGGUCCAUUACUCCUCCUUCGAAAUGGGGACACCAUCUGCUAUGCCCUACUUGGGCAUGAACGUCAACAUGGCCCCGCUGAGCUCCCUGCACUGUCAGUCCUAUUACCAGUCGCUCUCCCACGCUCAGCAGGUCUGGUCCUCACCCAUCCUGCAGGCCUCCAGCUCUCUUCCAAGCCUGAACAGUAAAACGACGAGUAUUGAGAAUCUAAGGCUCCGAGCAAAGCAACAUGCAGCAUCUCUUGGGCUUGACACCCUACCCAACUGA